CCGUCGUCGAAACUGGAGAAGGCCGAAAUUCUACAGAUGACGGUGGAGUUCCUUCAUCGAAUCCAUCGAGAUGGAAACGUACUGAAUGCAGAAACACGACUACUGGAGAACCGUCUGCUGGGCUUUCAGGAGUGCUUCGCAGAAGUGACCCGCUUCCUAGCCGCUGUACCGGUUAUCGGCGAGGUGGAUGAGCUUCUACGACGCAAACUCCUGGGCCACCUGCAUGCUUGCAUAUAUCGUCGAGACUUUGAAGCCCGCUCCCGUCUAGCCUCCCUCUCAGCCAUGGCCAGUUCGGGAGAUUCG
Molecule: messenger RNA, 303 nt
Organism: Dibothriocephalus latus
Lineage: Eukaryota; Metazoa; Platyhelminthes; Cestoda; Diphyllobothriidea; Diphyllobothriidae
Source: the annotation of a GenBank genome assembly